Molecule: messenger RNA, 510 nt
Organism: Lodderomyces orthopsilosis Co 90-125
Lineage: Eukaryota; Fungi; Ascomycota; Pichiomycetes; Serinales; Debaryomycetaceae
Exons: 1
Coding region: 1-510 (169 amino acids)
Biological process (GO): cristae formation
Cellular component (GO): mitochondrial crista junction; MICOS complex
Source: RefSeq, a predicted model, not a curated record
AUGCAAAAGUGUAUAAAAAACGUAGCGCUGUAUCUCUGUGUAUAUCUUUCUCGCACCAAUAAAAGUAAUGAACAGAAGAAAAUUUCCAAAGAGUACACAGUUGAACAUAUACAAACUCAAUAUACACAUACAUCUUCAACAAUGGGAGGUAGAAUACAUGGAUUCCUAGGUGGUGUUUUAUUAACAUCAGCAUUGACAUACUACACUGGUCAAAUGUUUCAUCGUAAUCAACAAUUUAUUUCACAACACUUACAACAAUCAAAUAAUAUCAUCAAUAAUCGAAUCUUGACCGAUUCCGAAUAUAGAAAUACCGCAAUACCCGAUAAUCACAUUGUUAUCGAAGAAAGACCUGAUUUUGUUGAAACCUGUAAAGAUAUUUGGAAUGAAGAGAUUAUCAAGAUGGUAAAUUGGAUUUAUGGUAUAAAUUGGUAUAAAUUGGGCAUUAAAUUGGACAAUGAGGCUAAUAAGUUGACGGAUAAGAUCGCCGAACUGUUGGUUAAUAAGAAGUAG